This is a messenger RNA of Lolium rigidum, 818 nucleotides long. RefSeq lists its product as uncharacterized. The coding region runs from base 1 to 759 and encodes 252 amino acids. The record is from RefSeq and is a predicted model, not a curated record. Lineage: Eukaryota; Viridiplantae; Streptophyta; Magnoliopsida; Poales; Poaceae. The transcript has a single exon.
AUGGCUAGCCUCUCUCUUCAUGCUGGAAAAUCUGGGACUAAUGAAGCCUGGGCCUUUAUCUCGGACACUCUACGCAAAGCCUCCCUCGACUCCGACCUUGCUGUCACAGUGCCGCCAAAGCCACAGCAGCUACUCCCUCUCCAGAGAAGCAGCAGCCGCAGCCACCACCAUCUCCACAGACAGCUACGGCUUCGCUGCCAGCAAAGCGUGGUCAUCCACCGCACUCUGCCAAACCGCAACAGCCGCCUCCGGAGCACCAGCAGGAAGUGGAGGCAUCGUGCGCCAUCGUUCUGGACGGCCUGCACGUCCUGCUGCCACGUGCACCAGUACGACUGCUCCUACGAGGCGUGCACUGUGCUUUGCCCCAGCUGCUGGUGCCCUUUCUUCGCCUCGGCGAUGCCCACACCUCCACCUAUCGUGCCGGGCACCGACAUGUACUACUGCUCCUGGGGCUUCUUUCCCAUGGGGUUCCCGGGAGGCCCUGCGUUUUGCUGGACCGGCAAAUUCUCUGAUGCAGCAGCCACCUGCUUCUCUGGGAUUUAUCCGAUGGGGCCAUACUUGCCAUUGUCAGCUCAAGCUGGCAUCGUGGAAGGCAAUGUGGCUGGUGGUGUUGGCAGUGAGGCUGCUGUCAGUGCCAAUGUGACAGCGGCAGUGCCGGUGCCAUUGCCAGCAAACUCCACUCAUGUAAAUGUUGGGGCAAAGAAGCGAGUGUGGCCCAAAGGCAGCAAGAAUAAGAAUGUGGUGAUUGAGAUCGAUUAGGAUUAAGACUUUUGGCUUCUACGGCAAUGGAAUCGCGAAUUAGGUACGUUGAGACAGAA